UAUUAUCCGAGCUACGAUGGCGACGCCGAGCGAGAAGAACUGUACGAUCCUUCUCUUCUCGGGGGUGGAGAAGGGUGGCGCGCAGCCCCCCAGCCAAGACGAUGUCCUCAAGGGCCUGGAAAGCGCCAAGAUGGACGACAAGAUCCGUGCACUGAAGGCCGCCAUUGUCGCGCUCUUGAGCGGCGAAAAGCAACCGCGCGUGCUUAUGCAGAUCAUUCGUUUUUGCAGCACCAAGGAAGACCACCAGUUAAAGAAGCUGCUCAUGAUCUACUGGGAGAUUGCGGUCAAGUACGACGACCACGGCAAACUCCUGCCCGAGAUGAUCCUCGUGUGUAACGCGCUGCUCAACGACCUCAACCACGCGAACGAGUACGUCCGCGGGUGCAUGCUUCGGUUUCUGUGCAAGAUCAAGGAAAAGGAGCUUCUGGAACCCCUCAAGGACGCGGUCAAGGCCAACCUCGAGCAUCGCCACUCGUACGUGCGCAAGAACGCGGUCAUGACCGUGUACACCAUGUACAAGACGUUUGGCGACGCGCUCAUCCCCGACGCCCCCGAGCUCAUCGAGCGGUUCAUCGUGACCGAGUCCGACUCGAGCGCGCGCCGCAACGCGUACCUGAUGCUGUUCGACUGCGCGGAGACCGUGGCCGUGAACUUUCUCAUGAACUCGAUGGACCAGAUCCAAAAGUUUGGCGACGGCUUCUCACUCGUGAUUCUCGAACUCACCCGCAAGGUGUGCCGCGUGGACCCGGCCCAGAAGGCUCGGUUCAUCCGAUGCAUCUUCCAGCUACUGCAGUCGUCCUCGGCGGCCGUGAGCUACGAAGCGGCGUGGACGCUCGUCACGCUCAGCUCGGCCCCCACGGCCGUCCGCGCCGCCGCCAAGACGUACGCGGGUCUUCUCAACUCGCAGAGCGACAACAACGUCAAGCUGAUCGUGCUGGACCGCCUCGCGGACCUCAAGAAGCAUCACACGAAGGUGCUGCAGGAAGUGCUCAUGGACAUCCUGCGGGCCUUGUCUUCCCCGAACCUAGACAUUAGCAAGAAGGUGCUCGACAUAGCCAUGAACCUCGUGAGUCCGCGCAACAUCGACGACGUGGUGGGCCAUCUCAAGCGGGAAGUGGUCAAGACCCAGGAGAAGGGCCGCAUGGACAAGGCGGCCGGCGACGACUACCGCAAGCUGCUCAUCCGGAGCAUCCACGCAUGCGCCGUCAAGUUUCCCGACGUCGCGCAUCAGGUGGUGCAUCUGCUCAUGGACUUUCUCCCGUCGGAUGGCGCCAUGGACGUGGUGCUGUUUGUCCGGACGAUGUGCGAAGCGUAUCCGGAUCUGCGCCCGAGCAUCGUGCACAAGCUGAUGCUGUCGCUGCCCGACAUCCAGACGGCCAAGGUGUUCCGGGUCGCGCUGUGGGUGCUCGGCGAGUACGCGUCCGCCCAGCCCGCCGCCGACACGGCCGUGCACCGGGUCGUGGAGGCGGUCGCGGCGGCGCUGGGUCCGCUCCCAUUUGCCGCCGACGCCCAACCAAGUCUGCCCGUCGGCGACAAGAACCACCCCGCCAAGCCCGUGACCAAGAGCGUCGUGCUGGCGGACGGGACGUACGCGACCGAGACGUCGUACGCCGUGGCCCCGAUCACGGCGGCGUCCGCGGCGGGUCUCACGCUGCGCAAGCUGAUUCUGGCCGGCGACUUGUUCCUCGCGUCCGCCGUGAGCUCGUCGUUGACGAAACUGGCAGCCCGCGCCGUGCUGCAGGACCCCGAGAGCGCCGCGAACGGCCCCGUCAAGUCGCUCGUGCUGACGGUGCUGCGGUACAUCGCAUCGUUUCUGCUGUUGGACGCGGACGAAGACUCGAAGCGCCGCAUGCUUGUGUGUGUGCGCAUCCUCACGGACCCGUCGUUCUUUGACCGCGUCGCGCCAGUCUUGACCAAGGACUGCCGCGCAUCGUACCGGACGCUGCUGGACGAACAGACCGCGUCUGCCGCCGCGUCCGUCGACGGAGACGCCGACGUGCCGCAGGUCGAAGUGGACGACCUGAUCAGCUUCCGCCAGCUCCGGGGCAAGAAAGCGCUCGGGUCCACCGACAUUGACAUUGACGACGGCGCCGACCUCAGCCGCGCCACGGACGGCCCGAACGAGUACAGCGGCAAGCUGCGCGCCGUGCACCAGCUCACGGGGUUCGCCGACCCAGUGUACGCCGAGGCAUAUGUGACAGUGCUCGCGUACGACAUUGUCGUGGAAAUCCUCGUGGUUAACCGGACCCCCCACACGCUCAACAACUUGAGUGUGGAGCUGACCCCCAUGGGCGACCUCAAGCUCGUGGAACGGCCCGUGUCCGUCACGAUUGGGCCGCUCGACACGCGAACUAUCCGCGCCAACAUCAAGGUAUCGUCGACUGAGACGGGCCACAUCUUUGGCACGAUCGUGUACGAGUCGGCGUCGGGCGCCGAGAAGACGAUUGUCAACUUGAACGACAUCCAUGUCGACAUUAUGGACUACAUCGUGCCGGCGGACUGCGCCGACUCGCACUUCCGGAGCAUGUGGGCCGAGUUUGAGUGGGAGAACCGCGUGGCCGUCAACACGGACAUCACCAACGUGUUUGCGUUCCUGCAGCACAUUGUGGACAAGACCAAUAUGCGGUGCAUGACGCCGACGGCGUCGCUCGGGGGGGACACGCACUUUUUGGCGGCGAAUCUGUACGCCAAGAGCAUCUUUGGGGAAGACGCGCUCGUGAAUUUGAGUGUGGAAAAGCUGGACAAGGGCAAAAUUGCAGGGUACAUUCGCAUUCGAAGCAAAACGCAAGGGAUCGCGCUGAGUCUGGGCGACCGCAUCACGGCCGUGCAGAGAGGCCAAGAGGACCCGAACAAGAGAAAGAAAAUCGCAGGCUAAGUGUCGUCUUUAGUACAUAUGAUGAAGCUAACAACAUCACAAGAAUCCAUGCCAAGUAUAUGAUCCACAUGCGAAUCUCUUUGUGUGUUAGAAUCGAUCGAUAGAUUUAGCAAAUCAACACAAAAGUCCACAUUUGGGGUAAAAGGACAGUAU
Messenger RNA from Aphanomyces astaci, 3028 nucleotides. RefSeq lists its product as hypothetical. Gene Ontology annotation, biological process: endoplasmic reticulum to Golgi vesicle-mediated transport; intracellular protein transport; intra-Golgi vesicle-mediated transport. The record is from RefSeq and is a predicted model, not a curated record. Bases 17 to 2875 code for a protein of 952 amino acids. The transcript has 2 exons. Gene Ontology annotation, cellular component: cytoplasm; COPI vesicle coat. Gene Ontology annotation, molecular function: structural molecule activity. NCBI's taxonomy places the organism in Eukaryota, Oomycota, Saprolegniomycetes, Saprolegniales, Verrucalvaceae.